Molecule: messenger RNA, 2275 nt
Organism: Mangifera indica (mango)
Lineage: Eukaryota; Viridiplantae; Streptophyta; Magnoliopsida; Sapindales; Anacardiaceae
Exons: 17
Biological process (GO): CTP biosynthetic process; GTP biosynthetic process; UTP biosynthetic process
Molecular function (GO): nucleoside diphosphate kinase activity
Source: RefSeq, a predicted model, not a curated record
AUCAUUAAAAGUCCGAACUACAAAACUAAACCACUAUACCCGUACCCACCAGUCAUGUCAUGAAGUCAUAUGAGUGGCAAACAGCUUUCCGUGGAGAGAAGAUCCUGAGCCUCUUUCUCUUUCGUGUUGUUCUUCUGCCAAGUUAACCCUUUUCUACUGGUUGCAACUUUUAAGCUUUUAGUGAAAUAUGUUGGGAGAGUUUACUGGAGAAUUAUGGGUUUGAUUCAUCAGCGUUUGAUGUUUAGUUCUUCUGUAGCUGAAAUCUAAGCCUUUGGAAGAUCUUCGUUUUGAUUUCUAGUCAUGGAAAUUUACUAGCUGCUUACUGUGCAUGGAUCAAGGGCAAUUAUGGGUUUGAUGACAAGGUCAUAGGUAUUCUUUCUUUGUGCUCUGAAUACAGCUUCAUGGAUGAUAGUCUUGGGAAGAUAAAGGUUAUCACGGAUCACUUUCAAGUUCCAACUCCCAGUGUGGACUCUCCUCAAAGCAAUACAUCAUAUGUUUCGCAGCCAAGAACUGAAAAUUCUUGAAGGUCAAAUAGUUGUUUGUGGACUCGAAGAAAGUUGAAGAGCGUGGCAUUAAUGUUGAAUUUGUUUGGUGCACGUGGGCUGCCUUGGGUUUCCAGCCGCGAUGGUCAGGAAAAGGUUGAGUUGAGUGCUGCAGAAUUAGAGUCACUUCGAUCUGAACUUGCUGAUUUGGAAGAGAGGGAAGCUCACUUGAAAGCUCAGUUGGAACAUGUUGAUGAAAUUUUACAGUCUGCUCGUUUGUCUGGUUAUCUGUACAUCAGAACUAGGUGGAAGCCUCUACCUGGAGAACCUCCCCCCCUUGAUGAUACUGAUGUUGAUGACUGGCUUCCUCGAUUUGUUGUCCUUCAUGGAUUAUGUAUUUUCUUCUAUUUGAAGUCCACAGAUUUGAGCCCUCAGGACUCCACCCUGUUAUCUGAUAUUGUUGAAGUAGGUUCUUUGCCAAGCUUUACGAGAGAAGAUGAAGAGACACAACAUUCCUUUUAUAUCUUAACUCGGCAAGGACUGCGAUAUGAAUGCUCAAGUAUUUCUAAGAUACAGGCAGACUCUUGGUUGUUGGCUUUACAAACCGAUUAUCUUGUGCCUGCAAUCUUUGCGGCCGUGUUGGGUCUCAUGGAAGGGCCUAUGUGUAACUUUCAACUCCAAACAGUUCGGGUAGGGUUUGACUGGACUGCACUUUACAGUUUACAGUAUCUUUCAAGCUCACAUAAAUAUAACGGAAUCUUCAUAAAAGUAAAAAUAUUGUGCUUUCAGGCUCUUAUCAUUAUUGCUGCUCCUCUUGGGUGGUUCAUUUUCUUGACCAUAUUAUUUUCUGCUAAAAUGAGCUCUUUGAUUGGCAAAUCUGCUUCUAGAGCCGCUAGGUCUCUCCUCUCUGCUUCCAAGAACCCUCAUAUUUACUCUGGGCGAGCUGUGGCUGCAGCAGCGGCAGUUGCUUUCAGUGGGAAGGUGCCUUUUCUCGCGUCAAAUUUCAGUAGGGCUGGUUCCUCAAACACAUCUCCAGGAUGGCUGUCCGGAGUCCUUGCGCUUCCUGCUGCAGUUUACAUGCUCCAGGAGCAGGAGGCACAUGCUGCAGAGAUGGAGCGUACUUUCAUUGCUAUCAAGCCUGAUGGGGUGCAGAGAGGACUGAUUUCAGAAAUCAUAUCUCGCUUUGAGCGUAAAGGGUUUAAGCUUGUGGCCAUUAAAAUAGUGGUUCCUUCAAAGGAUUUUGCACAGAAGCAUUAUCACGAUCUUAAGGAAAGACCCUUCUUUAAUGGCCUAUGUGAGUUCCUUAGCUCUGGCCCUGUUGUUGCCAUGGUCUGGGAAGGAGAGGGAGUUAUCAAAUACGGUAGGAAACUCAUUGGAGCCACAGAUCCACAGAAAUCAGAACCUGGAACAAUCAGAGGUGAUCUGGCCGUUGUUGUUGGAAGAAACAUCAUUCACGGAAGUGAUGGUCCCGAAACAGCGACGGAUGAGAUUAGCUUGUGGUUCAAACCAGAGGAACUGGUUAACUACACAAGCAAUGCGGAGAAGUGGGUUUAUGGAGUCAAUUGAUCAAGUUUUCUCUCCUUUUUUUUUUUUUUUGGUUAGAAUUGAAUUUUUCAUAAACUUAGGACGCCCCAUUUGAAUAGUGGGGCAAGCAGCAGCAUAAUUCUUAGAAUAAAUAUGUUCCUUCUUAGAAUAAAUAUGUUCCUGUUGAGGUGAACAACGCUAUAUUACUGCUUUGCUACCGACAGCUGGGAAAUUUUAAUUUCAGCAAUAAUAUAAUGCACUCCAAUGAA